Prorocentrum cordatum is the source of this 412-nucleotide messenger RNA. Lineage: Eukaryota; Dinophyceae; Prorocentrales; Prorocentraceae. The record is from the annotation of a GenBank genome assembly.
GUGAGUCUUCAGCAUCAAUGGUGCUUGUUGUGCGGCGCUCAGUGGCAGACGGAGUUAGCUGGGGGUGAAGCGGGCUGCCAGACCCCGAGCCAGAGCAGCGGUGGCAAGAAGAAUUCGACGAUCGACGGAGAACUGCAGAUUCUGAAGUUUCAGGGCACCCUGGACACGCUGAAGGUCCUGGAGAGCAAGCAGGAGGGCGCAGCCUUGGCGUCAACGGAGGAGGCUAUGGAGCCAGUAGACGGGCGGGCUCAUUUCCAGAAGUUGAACAGAAAGGUUGGCGGCUCGGGCCAGACGGACGCGCAGGCUUUCUUCAACGGCAUGAACUUCCUCAGUGCAGGCUUGGGCCUGGCGCUCAUGAAAUCCCUGCGUGGCCCGAUGCAGCAGCUCGCCGAGCAGAUCCGCCAGCGCGCAG